AUGCAUAUACACAAAUUGAAAAAAAAGAUUAAAAAGAAGAAGGAAGGGAAGUACCUUACUAAAAAAAACAUUCAGAAGAAAUUAUUUUUGAGUGAAGAAGAAUUUCGUAAGCUUUGUAUUUUUAAAGGAAUAUAUCCAAAAGAUUUUAAAGAAAUUCCAUUAAAAUAUCGAAAGAAAUUUUAUAAGCAUAAAGUGUUUUAUACCAAAAAUGAUUUUUUAAAAAUAUCACAUGAAAAAAUAAUUAAUGAUUUUAGACAAAUAAAAAUAUAUUUAAAGAAAUAUAAAAAAUAUAAAUUAACAUUAGAAGAUUUUACUCGUUGUAAAAAUAUUAUAGCAAAUUUCCCUGUAUAUAAAUUAGAACAUAUAAUUAAAGAAAGAUAUCCUAUAUUAUCUUAUGCAAUCGAACAUUUAGAUGAUGCCUUAAGUUGUAUUAUUGCUUAUUCUCAAUUACCUACUAAUCAUAAAUAUGGAAUUCAAAAUAAUAUGGUUAAAACAUGUGAACUAUUAAAAGAUCAUUUCCAUUAUUAUGUAUAUAAAACAAAUAAAAUUAAAAAAGCAUUUAUAACUGUUAAAGGAUAUUAUUUACAAGCAGAAAUUUUAAAAAAAAAAGUUACAUGGAUUAUACCUCAUAUAUUCACACCUUAUAUUGAUACAUCAAUUGAUUUUAAAUUAAUAUCUGAUUUUAUUGAAUAUUAUAUAGCACUCUUGAAAUUUGUAUUAUUCAAAUUAUAUAAGUUAGAUAAUAUGUUCUAUCCACCGCAACAAGAUGAACAACUCAAAAAUGAAAAGCUUACUCAUCUUUCUUAUGACAAAGAUUAUACUACAAAUAAGAAUAAUUUAAAUAUCAAUAUGGAUGAACAAACACAAAACAUAAGUAAUCAAAAUAAAGAUGAACAUCUUUCCAAGUGUCAGGAAGACAAAUCAAAAAAAAAAAAUAAUAAUAACAAAUCUGAUAAUAAUCUAUAUGAAGGUACUACCAAGAGAAAUAAUAAUAAUCAUCAUCAUAUGGGCAUGGAAAAUAAUUUGGAUCUAAAUAAAAAUAAAGAAAAAAAUAAAAAUUGUACUAAUCAUAUAAUUGAUAAAAGGGAUCAGGAAGAUGAUCAUCAUCAAGAAAGUGAUCAUCAUCAAGAAAGUGAUCAUCAUCAAGAAAGUGAUCAUCAUCAAGAAUCUGAUCAUCAUCAAGAAGCUGAUCAUCAUCAAAAAGGCGAUCAUCAUCAAGAAGUUGAUCAUCAUCAAGAAGGUGAUCAUCAUACUGAUAUAUCUGAACAUAACAAAUUAAAAGAAUUAUUUAAAAACUACAUAUUUUAUAUUCACAAUGAUAUGCCUUUCGAUGUACUAUCUAUUAUUAUUUUAUCAUGUGGAGGGAAAAUAUCUUGGAAAUCAAGUAUAUGCCCAAUACCUUAUGAUGAUACUAAUAUUACUCAUGAGAUAUAUGAAAAAGAUAAAAAUAAUAUUCAUUUGAGUAAUUCUGAAAAUGAAUAUAAAAGAAUCCACAUACAACCACAAUAUAUAUUUGAUUGCUUAAAUGAAAAAAAGAUUUUAUCAUGUUCAGAUUAUCUAACAGAUAAAGAAAAUUUACCUGUGCAUUUGUCACCAUUCAUUGAAGAUGAUAAUUUUAAAAAUCUAGUUAAAAAAGAAGAAUAUACCAUAAAUAAAAUACUCAAUCAAAAAAUUAAAGAAGAACAAUAUAAUAAAGAUCUAUCAAAUCAAAACAAUAUUUUUAAAACACAAAAUUAUAACGAAGAAGAAGAUGAUCGUGAAACAGCUAAUCUUAUUCUAAACAAUAAAAGACAAGCAGCUUUAAAUAAUCAACUAGAAAUAGAAAAUGAACAUAUUCAUCAAGAAAAACAAUAUAAUCAUAAUAUAAACAAUACACAAAAUAAAACAAAUCAAAUUAUAAAAAUACAAAAUUUAAAAACACAACAAGAAGAAAUACAAAGACAUAAAAUAGUACUUAGCAAAAAGAAAAGAAAGUUAUAUGCACGUAUGGAUAUGGCACAGAAAAAACAACAAGCAACCAUAGACAAAUUUAUGAAGAAAAUAAAUAAAAAUAAAAAUAAAUAA
Messenger RNA from Plasmodium adleri (nom. inval.), 2064 nucleotides. RefSeq names its product pescadillo homolog. Gene Ontology annotation, cellular component: PeBoW complex; nucleolus. The transcript has a single exon. The record is from RefSeq and is a predicted model, not a curated record. Gene Ontology annotation, biological process: ribosome biogenesis; maturation of LSU-rRNA from tricistronic rRNA transcript (SSU-rRNA, 5.8S rRNA, LSU-rRNA). The coding region runs from base 1 to 2064 and encodes 687 amino acids. NCBI's taxonomy places the organism in Eukaryota, Apicomplexa, Aconoidasida, Haemosporida, Plasmodiidae. Gene Ontology annotation, molecular function: RNA binding.